This is a messenger RNA of Seriola dumerili (greater amberjack), 1275 nucleotides long. Its product is annotated as zymogen granule membrane protein 16-like. The transcript has 5 exons. NCBI's taxonomy places the organism in Eukaryota, Metazoa, Chordata, Actinopteri, Carangiformes, Carangidae. The coding region runs from base 121 to 624 and encodes 167 amino acids. The record is from RefSeq and is a predicted model, not a curated record.
CAAAACUCUGAGAGGAGGUGAAGCUGCACACACUGAUGUUGAAGCCCUGACUACAUUACAGCACACUUGGAAAAUUGAUCUGUAUCUCUUGAUCAUCUUGCAAGGAAUAAAUUAAACAGAAUGUACCACGUUGUCCUCUUCACUCUGCUCACAGCUUGUGUGUUAGCUGAUGUCCAACCUCAGUACUACUCCUUCUCCCCAGCCGUGGGGUCAGGGAGUGGCACCUCUUACAGUCUGACUGGAGAGGGCCGUAUCACGGCUGUCCGAGUGUGGGAGGCCAACAACAACUACAUCUAUGGCUUCCAGUUCCGCUACGGCUUCUUGUGGUCUCCCAUUGUUGGCUACCAAUACGGCCAGCCCCAAGAAAUGGAGCUGUUUGAAGGCGAGGCCAUCAUCCAGAUUUCUGGAAAAUAUGCUCACUACCUGCAGUCAGUGGUGUUCACCUCUAACAGGGGUCGCACGCUGCGUGCAGGCCAGCCUUCGGGCCGCUCCUUCAACAUGUACCCCACCCACAGUGAAGCUGAGCUGCGCUUCAUCAGCGGCCGGGUCCAUGGAGCCAUCACCUCCAUCGGAGCACACUGGGGUGUCGUAGAUCCAGCUGUAAACAGCACUGCUGGAUACUGAGGAGGAGAACAGGAGUUAGGAGUUAGUCGCCAACAUUUGGCCAUUAAUGUGAAAGAAUGAAGUUAUUGUACCACCAAACACAUAAUGAAUCAUUUCUAAUAUAACAUUUUUUUUCUUACUACUUCUGUUUGUGAAUUGUAAUUUUAGUGUAUUUAGUGGAGUAAUAUUUCAUUAUCUCAUGUCCUAAUCAGGUCAGUAAACUGUAAUUAACUGUUAUUAACAUUUCCACUGUGACAGACAUAUAAAUCAUUAAAUAAAGUAAAAUUAAAUGUCUAUCAUCUCUUGUUGAUUUAUUGUGUGUUAGCAAAACGUUCUGUGGGCUUUGAACUUUGAAUAUCCCUCUUUCCCAGAAUUCUAAAACACUUACAUCUAAAAAAGUUACUACAGGGUAAUUUUCCAGAAGUAUUUUUCACUUAUCUUCCUGUGACCCAGUUAUUGUGCGUAUACUUAGAUACUGAUAAACACAGAAAUCGCAGUCUGUAUAGGUUGAGAGGACUUAUUUAAACCACACAUUUCAGCAACCACAGAGUACCAGAGUGCAUUCUGUUGUUGUAGCCUACAUCAGCUGACCUUAUUCUUGCUUUCAUGAUUUAUUUUGUGUCUUUUAAAAGAACAACUUAGAGAAUAAAAUACCCCCACAUGUGUAUUUUA